Ostertagia ostertagi is the source of this 549-nucleotide messenger RNA. The record is from the annotation of a GenBank genome assembly. NCBI's taxonomy places the organism in Eukaryota, Metazoa, Nematoda, Chromadorea, Rhabditida, Trichostrongylidae.
AUGCCAAACGAUCCAAUCAUAGCUGAAAGUUUGCUGACGAGUGACAGUCAUUUCACGAGCCUUUGGGCUCAAAUACGGCAACGUCGAUCCGUCUUCUAUAAUCUGGCUGUUUCUUCCUAUUUUUCCUACAUUUCUCAACUCGGUGGAAAAGCGGUGAAAGCUAAUAAGGGCACGAUUGGCAGCGUUUCGGCAACAUUGCGCAUUCUCAAACUGCUAGCAAAGCACGCUGACUUUCUUCAUGAGGUGAUCGACCAGGGUCUACGAAUCACGAACGAACAUCUUUGGAAAGGUUUCUCUGCUCCACAUGCUGUGGUUUUCCAAGCAGUUGCAGGAGCCUCGUCUAGUAUGUUAGUAGCGAAUGACGAUGACGUGAUCGAGACAAUUGAGAAGGACGAUGAAGAGAGUAGCAAUAAGGAACGUUGCUUGAUGUUCGAAGGAUGUCGAGUGCUUGUGUCUGUACUUGAAGGUCAUUAUCCUGAUUUGGUCAAGGAUGUGAGAGAGUUUGUUAAUGAGCUUCAAAGAAUCAAUCUUCUCAACGAGGAGAGGUGA